AUAUCUGUUCUCCAUAUGUUCGUUACUUGUAUAUGUAUAAAAUCAAAAGAGUAUGAGAGAGAGAAGGAGGUAUUCGAUUCAAUAAUUUAAGGAUCCAGAACAAGAAUAAAGUUGGGGGGUUUCAUCGGAUCCGAUCAGAAUGGCCACAGAAACAAAAUCUAAUUUGGUUAAGGUGAAACCCAGUAGCGGAAUUCGAGAUGGAUCUACAGCAAAGACUAAAUUCGAUUCGUCUGUUAUCAAGAAUAGAGUUGUUGGUGGGAGUUCAAGCAAGCAUUCGGUUGAUUCCAAGCAUAAAUUUUCGACCACAACCACAACUAAUGUUUCCAAAACUGAGGCUAAAGGAAAAUCAAUUUUGAGUUCUUCGAAGACCAAAACAAAAACGACAGUUAAACCAAGAGAGAAGAAAGUUUACUCCUUGCCUGGGCAGAAGUUUGAUGUUCCAGAAGAGCGAGAACCUCUACGGAUCUUUUACGAGUCAUUGUCAAAGCAGAUACCUUCCAGCGAAAUGGCAGAGUUUUGGAUGAUGGAACACGGCAUGUUGUCACCCGAGAGGGCGAAAAAGGCAUAUGAGAAAAAACAGAGAAGGCAAAAGGAAAUACGAAUGGGAACGCCCAUCAAGUCUCCACCACCACCGCCACCACCAAGUAGAGCGGAGAGUUCAAAGAAGCCACAACAGUUUUCGCCACCAAGUAGAGGAGGUGGUGAAAGUUCAAAGAAGCCACAACCAGUUUCAAAGAACGGGGACGCAAAAGCAAAGAAACGAGUGUUGAACGAUAGCGAUGACGACGAGGACAAUUUUGUCUUGAGUCACAAAAGGAGAAAAGGGUAAAACAGUAAAAAAACAUGUCAGUAUCUUUCUAGAUUGGUUAAACUUUAAAGCCUAUGUUGUUUGAUUUGACCAAGAUGAUUAUCAUAGUAAUUACAUAUAUGGUUCAACACAUUCUUUGUGUUUUCUAACUUAUGAUGAUAGUUAAAAAAUAAUCCAUCUUAAUAA
Cynara cardunculus var. scolymus (artichoke) is the source of this 994-nucleotide messenger RNA. RefSeq lists its product as uncharacterized. Lineage: Eukaryota; Viridiplantae; Streptophyta; Magnoliopsida; Asterales; Asteraceae. The record is from RefSeq and is a predicted model, not a curated record. The coding region runs from base 140 to 829 and encodes 229 amino acids. The transcript is spliced from 4 exons.